Aaosphaeria arxii CBS 175.79 is the source of this 2257-nucleotide messenger RNA. RefSeq lists its product as uncharacterized. The transcript is spliced from 4 exons. The record is from RefSeq and is a predicted model, not a curated record. Lineage: Eukaryota; Fungi; Ascomycota; Dothideomycetes; Pleosporales. The coding region runs from base 260 to 2257 and encodes 665 amino acids.
GGACGAUCCUGUGGCAGUAUGGGUCCUGAUACGUCUCUGAAUACGGGCUUGUUGACCCGUUAAUCAUUCUAAUGGAGGACUUCGCUCAAAGGAUGAUACCAUAUAACAUGCCAUCUACUCCGUACUUCGAAGUGUUUUCGGCCUGAACUCUCCAUUGAUAACGGGAUCACAAUUUCGAAUAUAAAUUUUUCGAACACUGAGCUGACAAUCUCAACCUUGAUAAUCUGGAAUUGAUUUACCUAUCCUUGAUUGAUCCAACAUGGGCGAGUUCACUAUUUCCUCACAAUUCCAGGAUGAAUUGGUACCCGUAUGCCACAUCGUAACUCCAGUCGGAAUGCUUGGGUAUGGAUUCAACGAGCAGCAGACAAGGAGUGAUGUCCAGCGAUACUCUUCGACAAACGUCCCGACCGCGAUAAUUCUAGACUCGGGUUCGACAGACAGUGGCCCGGACAAGUUGGCACUGGGGACCAUGACAUGUCCUCGCUCUUCUUACGCACGCGACCUGACCAAGCUGCUCCGUUUGGUGAACGAAUUCAAGGUACCUUUAAUCUUUAGUUCAGCUGGAGGGGAUGGGAGUGACGAGCAUGUUCGGGAGAUGGUGCAAGUCAUUGAAGAAAUCUGUGAUAAACCAGGCAACGAACAAUACCGCUUCAAGGUUAUAUCAAUAUAUUCUGAACUAGAGAAAUCCCUCGUAUUUGAUAGUUUGCAAGCGGGCGCCAUAACUGGUUGUGGCACAGUAGUUCCGGCAUUGCAAAAGGAAGACAUUGAGUCAGUACCGAGAAUAGUCUCCCAGAUGGGCCUGGAGCCUUUCUUAGAUGCCAUGAAUGCAAAUCCUGAUUUCAACAUUAUUGUUGGUGGUCGUGCCUACGACCCCUCGCCCUACGUAGCAUAUGCUGCAUUUGCAUCGAAAACACGCCCGAGUGCGACGACAACACUGGCAUCGCAAAAGCUUUGGGGAGGCUUCACACAUAUGGGGAAGAUCAUGGAAUGCGGCGGUGCUUGCGCGAAACCAAAGUCCUCCGGAGCCAGUGCAACAGUGUACGCUGAUGGCACGUUCGAUAUCUCACCUAGCGACCCGAAUGCGCGAUGUACUUCGACUUCGGUAGCCGCGCAUGGACUAUACGAGAAGAGUAGGCCGGAUAUUCUGAGCGGGCCCGGAGGCUAUCUAGAUCUGAAAGCAACCACCUUUGAGGAACUGCCUGACGGUCGCACUCUCCGCGUCAGAGGUGCAUUGUUCACGUUUUCAAGAGACGUUGGAACGAAGUAUCAGAUAAAGUUGGAAGCGGCGAGUGUAAUUGGUUAUCGAGCUAUGUACAUGGGGAGUAUGAAAGACCCAAUUCUAAUCGGGCAACUGGAUUCAUUCUUAAGUCGUAUAAAAGCGUAUGUGAAAAUGCAGCACGAGGAUGUAGAUGGAAGCUGGGAACUCGACUUCCAUACUUAUGGAAGAGACCAAGUAUCAUCAGUCAAAGAUAAGUUGGGUGAACUAUCAGAGAUUUUCUUGGUCGGCGAAGCGUUAGCAGACUCUCAAGAUCUGGCUGCCAGCGUCGUCAGUACAGCUAGAAUUGCUACCAUUCACGGAAGCUAUCUAGACCAGAAAGCUACGUCCGGAAAUCUUGCCUUCGGUAUUGGUGGAAAGACUUGCAUUGAGUUGGGGCCAUGUUCGAAGUUCUCGAUAUAUCAUUUAAUGGACAUUGAGGAAGGGGAAGAGAGACUUCGGAAAGAGGCAGUAGGAAAAGGCUUGUUCCAAGCCUCGACUAAAACCGUUGGAAUAGGGAAGAUAGUGCCCGCCGAUGUGUCAUCAUCUAAUGGCGUUGCUAUACAACAAGUAACAGUUAAGGCAAGAGCAAGCAGUCCAGCGAAAGGCGAAUCGACCUCGAAGAUUUCACGACAUAAAACCCCUACAACGUUGGAUGACUUGGCGAGCGUCUUACGGUCCAAGAACUCCGGCCCUUAUGAGAUUACAUUCGACAUUCUAUUCGAUGACAAGGAAAGAUUCGAGCUCGUGAAGAGAUCUAACCUCUUGAAUGAUACUGUGAUCUCGAGAGUACUUGCAACAGAGGAGAAGAACAUCAUCUGGAGCGGAUUUUUCGACCAAGCCCUGGCCUAUAAGGUGACCAUCCCAAGGACUAGGAAAGGCAAGGUUGAACCCAAUGGUGGUUAUAUGGAGAACGACGUACAUGGUUCGCAGAAAUACCUGGGAUUGCUGAACAUGAAGCUACCUGAAGAUCUUAGUUUGAGCCUUGGGGGACCGAGAUAG